Triticum urartu is the source of this 1414-nucleotide messenger RNA. Its product is annotated as gibberellin 2-beta-dioxygenase 6-like. The record is from RefSeq and is a predicted model, not a curated record. NCBI's taxonomy places the organism in Eukaryota, Viridiplantae, Streptophyta, Magnoliopsida, Poales, Poaceae.
GCGAGCGAGCGUGUGCCACGACUCCAUCACAAGCUAUACGUACGUGUCUAAGCUAGCAUCUAUCUCUAGGUCGACCAUGCUGGCCUUCGCCGAGGGCACGAGCUGCACGACCACCGAUCCGCCUCUGGCGGACAGCUACCGCGCGCUGCUCUGCAGAGGCGAGCUCGAGGGCGUCGGCGCUGCGUCGGCGCAUGCGGUGGAGAGCCUGGCCAUGCUGGAGCGUGAUCUGCCGAUCAUCGACUUGGAGCGCCUGGCGAGCCGCGACUCGAGGGAGAGCAAGGCGUGCGCGGACGCCAUGGCGAGAGCGGCGUCAGAGUGGGGCUUCUUCCAGGUGGUCAACCACGGCGUGGGGCGGGACCUCCUGGAGGAGAUGAGGCGGGAGCAGGCGAAGCUAUUCCGCCUGCCGUUCCGUACCAAAGACAAAGCCGGGCUCCUCAACGGCUCGUACCGGUGGGGCAACCCGACGGCCACGUCGCUCGGGCAGCUCUCGUGGUCGGAGUCCUUCCACGUUCCGCUCCCCAGCAUCUCCCGGGAAGACUGCGACUACGGAAAGCUCAACUCCUUGAGGGGAGUGAUGCAGGUGGUGGCGGACGCGAUGUCGCGAGUGGCGUACACGGUGGCCGGGACUCUUGCGGAGAACCUCGGGCAAGAGGCAGGGGGCGGCGAGCCGGUGUUCCCGGCAGGGUGCGACGGGACGACGUGCUUCCUGCGGCUGAACAGGUACCCGGCGUGCCCGUUCGCGGCGGACUCCUUCGGCAUGGUGCCGCACACGGACAGCGACUUCCUCACCAUCCUCUGCCAGGACCAGGUCGGGGGCCUACAGCUCAUCAAGGACUCCCACUGGGUCGCCGUGAAGCCCCGCGCCAACGCGCUCAUUGUCAACGUCGGCGAUCUGUUUCAGGCGUGGAGCAACAACAGUUACAAGAGCGUGGAGCACAAGGUGGUGGCCAACUCCAAGGCGGAGCGCUUCUCCGUCGCCUACUUCAUGUGCCCGUUGUCGGACUCGCCAGUCGGCACAUACGGGGAGCCCUCGCCGUACAAGCCGUUUACCUUCGGGGAGUAUAGAAGGAGUGUGCGGGAUGAUGUCGAGAGAACCGGGAAAAAGAUUGGACUCCCCAACUUUCUCAAACGUUCUACCGUUCACGGCCUCGAUGACGACAUCAUGGACCUCUCUUCUUAACUGUGUGAACUCAGUCUCACCGUCCGCAGUUCGGAAUCAGCACACCUCAAUGAUACAUAUGCUUCUGCCUAUUUUAGAAAGAAAAAAAAUCAGACGACCUUGUGACAUACAGGUAGUACAACGGUAGAGCCGUCGACUACAAUGAAUGUACCAAGAUAUGGUACCAUUCGGUUACAAUUUGUUAGGGAUCCUAACCGAUCGUGGUACCAUUCGGUCGCACAAGAGAACGUUCAA